AGCACAUCCCUUGCGAAUCAACAUGCUUCACCAAGCUUCUUCAUGUCCUCCCAUUUUGUGUCUUCCUGAAAUUGAAAAACCAAAGGUUGUUCGUCGCUCAGCAAAUUUUCAUCCUAGCAUUUGGGGUGAUCGCUUCACUACAUAUACUUGCGAUAACAUGACACUUGAUGCCUGCAAUAAACAAGCUGAAGGGCUGAAAGAAGAAGUGAGGUGUAUGCUAAUGAAUUCUACCAAUGGUCCAUCAGAAAUACUGAGUUUGAUUGACACAAUCCAACGCCUUGGAUUGGCAUAUCACUUUGAAAGAGAGAUCGAUGAGAUCCUAGAACAUAUGCUUGUCACCCAUGUUGGAUAUUUCAAUGGUGUGGAUGAUGAUCUGCAUACCAUUGCUCUUUGGUUUCGAUUACUCAGACAAAAUGGCUAUAAUAUACCAUGUGAUAUCUUUAACAAAUUCAAAGAUGAUCAUGGAAAGUUCAGAGAUGGCUUAACUAGAGACCUAAAGGGCAUUCUAGGUUUGUAUGAAGCUGCACAUCUUGGGAUACGCGGAGAAGAAGUUCUAGAUGAAGCCCUUGCUUUUACUACUGCUCAACUUGAGUCGUCUGUGGUCACCAAUACAAGCUCCCAUCUUGUAAAACAAGUGAUGCAUGCCCUAGAGCAGCCCUUCCACAGGGGUAUGCUCAAGUUAGAGGCACGCCAUUACAUAUCUUUCUACGAACAAGAUGAAACACAUAACCCAGUUUUGCUACAGUUUGCAAAGCUAGAUUUCAACCGAUUGCAGCCUUUACAUCUCAAGGAGCUAAGCCAAAUAUCUAAGUGGUGGAAAGAUUUAGAUUUUGCAUUAAAGAUACCUUAUGCUAGAAACAGAGUAGUAGAAUGCUACUUUUGGAUAAUGGGAGUGUAUCCAGAACCUCAGUACUCUCUUGGAAGAAUGAUCCUAACCAAAGUAAUAGCCAUGACAUCAGUGCUCGAUGAUACUUAUGACAUAUAUGGCACACUCGAAGAACUCCAGCUUUUUACAGAUGCAAUCGAAAGGUGGGAUGUCGGUGAAACUGAUCAGCUACUGGAAUACAUGAAAGUAAUAUAUCUUGCACUCUUAGAUGUUUAUAAUGAAAUUGAGGAACAGGUGAACAGAGAAGGAAGAUCUUAUUGUGUCUAUUAUGCAAAAGAAGCGAUGAGAAAACAGGCUAGAGCUUACUUGGUUGAAGCCAAAUGGUUCUUUCAAGGGCACAUUCCUAUAGUCGAGGAGUAUAUGGAUGUGGCCUUAAUCAGCACUAGUUACCCUUUGCUGGCAGUUGCAUCCUUUGUGGGCAUGGGAGAAAUCGCAACAAAGGAGGCCUUUGAUUGGGUGUCAAAUCUACCUAAUCUCGUAAAAAAUUCAAGUAUAAUUUGUCGUCUCAUGGAUGAUAUCAUGACUCAUGAGUAUGAACAAGAGAAAGGGGAUGUUUGUUCCAGUGUUGAAUGUUAUAUGAAGCAAUAUGGUGUGUCAAAGCAAGAGGUAGUUGAAGAGUUCAGUAGGAGUAUCACAAAUGCAUGGAAAGAUAUAAACGAGGAGUGCCUCAGAACAACUGCCAUACCAAAGCCACUGCUCACGCGAGUUGCAAACCUAGCACGCAUGAUGGAUGUUAUCUACAAGCAUGGAAAUGGAUACACCAAUGCUGAGACAGUGUUGAAAGAUCACAUCACAUCUUUGCUGAUUGAUUCCAUAAAAAUUUGAGUAGGUGUUCAAAUUGCACUUUUGCUCUUACAACUAGAGAUGGAGCAUAUUUAAAAAUAGGGAUAUUUUAGUUCAACAAAUUAUAAGCUUUUCAUGUAGGGCCCAUCUCAUAAAAUAAAAUUAGAAUCCACUUCACUUUCAGCCCACCCAAUCGAGCAAUUGUUUCAUUACUGGAAUGAUCUAACCAAAGUAAU
Messenger RNA from Nelumbo nucifera (sacred lotus), 1905 nucleotides. Its product is annotated as (-)-germacrene D synthase-like. Lineage: Eukaryota; Viridiplantae; Streptophyta; Magnoliopsida; Proteales; Nelumbonaceae. Gene Ontology annotation, molecular function: magnesium ion binding; terpene synthase activity. Gene Ontology annotation, biological process: diterpenoid biosynthetic process. The record is from RefSeq and is a predicted model, not a curated record.